Messenger RNA from Archocentrus centrarchus (flier cichlid), 5916 nucleotides. It is a transcript of the gene cdk16, whose product is annotated as cyclin dependent kinase 16. The coding region runs from base 366 to 1922 and encodes 518 amino acids. NCBI's taxonomy places the organism in Eukaryota, Metazoa, Chordata, Actinopteri, Cichliformes, Cichlidae. Gene Ontology annotation, molecular function: ATP binding; cyclin-dependent protein serine/threonine kinase activity. Gene Ontology annotation, cellular component: nucleus; synaptic vesicle; cytoplasm. Gene Ontology annotation, biological process: exocytosis; protein phosphorylation; neuron projection development. The transcript is spliced from 17 exons. The record is from RefSeq and is a predicted model, not a curated record.
GCGUGUAACCGGAAAACUGCUUUUAUCAAAUAGCGACUGAAUCGUUAAGGGAGCAGCAGCCGCUCCGCCUCCGCUGCUAUUUAUAACAGUGAGGAGGACGUUUUACUGCAGGAAAUACACGGCUCCCGUCCUCAGCACUCCAGCGCAGAAACACACAGGCGUAGGCAGGUCCACGGAGAUACGACACCCGAAGCAGCAGAACAGGAACAGCAGCUGCCACGGUGACGGACACGUAGCUUUAAUUCCCGUCCUGUACCGUCACAGCCACAGGCAAUGACGUAACGCAUCUGUCAGGUGUGGUCUCCGGGCUGGCUGCCCUGCCCCCCUCGGCGUCACGUCCCCCUCUGCCCCCCCGGCCCCCGCUAAUGGAGAGGAUGAGGAAGAUCAAACGGCAGCUGUCACUCACUCUGGGGAGGGGUGGGUCAGGGGGAGGGGACAGGACGCUGAGUGACACCAUCACUCAGGAAGCAACUUCACACAGUGACUCAGAGGUGGUGUCUCUUCGUUCCUCUGGAGGUUUGAAGGUUCGAGCUUCAUCCUCUUCAGUUCAGUCUUUACUUCAGUCGUACAGCACCUCACUGAGGAAACCCAGAGGCCUCGGACGCAGCCUGAGCUCCUACCUGAACCACACCACCAGACUGGAGAUCGUCCAUGAAGAUGUGAAAAUGAGCUCAGAUGGAGAAAGUGAUCCAGCUUCUUCUUCAGAUGAUGUUCAGAGUCCAGUUAAAGUGAGAAUGAGGAACAAGAAGAUCUCUACUGAGGACAUCAACAAACGUCUGUCAUUACCAGCUGACAUCCGUCUUCCAGACGAUUACCUGGAGAAGUUCAAUGUGAUUGGUCCAGCUCUGUUUGAGCAGCCAAUCAGCAGGCGGCUGCGUAGAGUGUCUCUGUCAGAAAUUGGAUUUGGGAAACUGGAGACCUACAUCAAGCUGGACAAACUGGGAGAGGGGACCUAUGCCACAGUGUAUAAAGGUCGAAGUAAACUGACUGAAAACCUCGUGGCUCUGAAGGAAAUUAGACUGGAACAUGAAGAAGGAGCUCCGUGUACUGCAAUCAGAGAAGUGUCUCUGUUAAAGGAUUUGAAACAUGCCAACAUCGUCACGCUUCAUGACAUCAUCCACACACAGAAAUCCCUCACGCUGGUGUUUGAGUAUCUGGACAAAGAUCUGAAACAGUAUCUGGACGACUGUGGAAAUGUCAUCCAUGUUCACAAUGUCAAACUCUUCCUGUUCCAGCUGCUGCGAGGUUUGUCAUACUGCCAUCGGAGGAAAGUUCUCCAUCGAGACCUAAAGCCACAAAAUCUGCUCAUCAAUGAGCGAGGAGAGCUCAAGCUGGCAGACUUCGGUUUGGCUCGAGCAAAGUCAAUCCCAACAAAGACGUACUCCAACGAGGUGGUGACGCUGUGGUACCGACCGCCUGACAUCCUGCUGGGCAGCACUGACUACUCCACUCACAUCGACAUGUGGGGUGUUGGUUGUAUUUUCUACGAGAUGGUGACGGGUCGACCUCUGUUUCCUGGCUCCACAGUCGAGGAGGAGCUUCACUUUAUCUUUAAAUUGCUGGGAACUCCCACAGAGCAGACCUGGCCUGGGAUCACUUCUAAUGAGGAGUUUGUGGCGUUUAACUACCCUCAGUACAGAGCAGAGAGACUGAGUAACCACACUCCCAGGCUCAGCACCGAAGGAGUGGAGCUGUUGUCAAAAUUUCUACAGUUUGAAGGGAAGAAGAGGAUUUCUGCAGAUGAGUCGAUGAGUCACUCUUACUUCAGUAACCUUGGAAACAGAGUGAAGUUACUUCCUGACACCACGUCCAUCUUCACCCUGCCAGAAAUUCAACUGGAAAAGGAAGCGAUGAGACCAACGGCAGCAGCAGCACCUGAUCCAGCAAACAGUCCGACCAGGAGGCGGAGUAUGCUCUUCUGACAUCGUGGAGAGGCGGAGUCUGCUUGCAGGACAAACAAAGGGAAACUGCCAGGACAGGAAGUGGUGAUGACGAUAUUGCUUUUUCUGCAAGUUAAUCACUGACGAACAGCAAGUGCAACAAAAGCAGAAGAAAACAAAAGUUACUUUUGUUUAUCAAGUGAAGGUGAAGCCUGUUGUUUACACAGACAGACACAAUAAUGAAUCACAGCAGCUACCUGACCAAUCAGAGCACAGGAAACUGUGACUAACGGAAACAGGCUUCAGAGCUUCACCUCGGUACACGGAGCGAUGAACAGGUGAAUAAAGUAAAAGCUUCUCUAAGAGGUUCUGUCUUCCAUUUUCACUGCACAGAUUAAACGCAUAAAUAUCAAGUUUAUAAAAGUCCUGGAAAACCUGGAAUUCAGCUCUGCUGUAAUGGAAACACCUGGAAACAGCUGUAUUUGUCAGAUCACCUGUGUGAACAUCUGCGGCAGCAAAGUCAGCGUUAAACUUGAAAACGUGAUCCGAGUCCCAUCAUGUUGAACUUCAGCACCCGAUGAAACGCAAAAUAAAAAUUCAGUUUGUUAAAUAUAAAACGAACCUUCAGUAAUUUGGAGUCCAAAUUUUUCCCUGAAUUUCAAUCUGUUUUUUUAUUUAUUUAUUUAUUUUUAAUCCGUUCACAAGGAGAUGAAAGCGCGCAGCUAACGGUGAACCUGCAGGACGAGGACGGAGCAGGUGCCGUUUCACACUGAAGGCUCAAUACGGAUGUUCUCUGUUUUCAAACUGCAGCUCUUCGGGCCUCAAAGGCCUCCAUAUCUGUUCAGAGCUGCUGAUUGUGUUUCGGUUUACAGUAUUCCAGUUACACUUCAGUGUUCCCAUCAAACAGCCUGCAGGAGAAGCCAAACACGUCUGUGGAAAAUGAAACUGUUUUUAAUUUUGAAAGUGUGAACCUGAUUUCUGCUGUUCUGCAUGUGUGUGUCGUACACUCGAACUUUAUGCUGUAAUACUGUUAAUAUAUAUAUUAAUACUAAGACAGUGACACCAUAAAUCUGCCGUAUAUAGCUUAUCACAGAGGAUUUAUUUCAACAGUUUUAUUUAUUGCUUUUGUGUUUUAUUGGAGAUCAAUAUGUAGUUUUUGUCAUUGAGACUGUUGGAACGGUGCCAUGCCUGCGCCUCAUUAAACCCCAUGACAUGCCAGAGGAAAAUACAGGGCUCUGAUUGGCUAAUUCUGUUUAAACAACAAGUUGGUUUCUGCACAGACUCAAUCAGCAGUCAGCUGACUGCCAGCUGACCAUCACCUGUGGCACACCUGUGGUAGGAAAUUCCAGAUGGUUGAAGGGAAAUUACUAUGUGCGACAGUUCACUCUUUUUUUCAUACAGAAGUUUUUGCAGCUCGUGGAGGUUUUAGCCUGUGUGGAAACAAACUGCAAAAACACCAAGAGGUUCACAUCCUCGUUAAGAGCUGAUCCUCCCCCUGCCCGGAGUCCAGGUGUCGCUGGACGGGCUUCGUGGCUUUCAGGUAGUUUUCAGAUUUCAUCCCUUCAAACGGAUGUAGUCAUUUCAAAAAGUUUAAUUUUUAUUUUGUAUUUGUAUUUUUUUUUAUUAUCAGUUUUAAGAGUGUUCAUAUUUUUCAGAGAUUAGCUGUUCUUGAUGUGAAUCUUUUAUUUUUUAGCUGUGAAGAAAUCUUAGCAAUAGAGAAAUAAUAAGACAAUAAUAACCAUCGAUCAAAGUGUUUGACUCAGAGGAAGCUGACUCUUCAAUCUGCUGUAAAAAUGUCACGUACAGUUGUGUGUUUGUGGGAGGUUAGAAACACACAGCGCCCAUAAAUGAAAACACCUGCUUUAUGUUUCAUUGUUUCAUCGAACGGCAACAGAAGUGUUCAGUUUCAAAAAGUAGAAUCGGUUCCAGAGGUGUAAAAUUUUAAAAUACCAGAGGAAGAAAUCAGACUUGAAAAUAUUUUUUUCCUGUUGCUCCCCACGAGACGUUCAGACGAGCGGUGAAACAGUAAAACAUGGCUGAGGCGAGGUUGUGUCGCCGCAGGUCGUGUUUCUGUGAAUAUGACUGGACGCUGUGGCUGCAGUCAAACAGUCAAGAAAUGAUCACCUGUGUCAUUUUAACCUUUUCUAUGAAAUGUUGUCAGUGCUGCUGUUUUCGCAUCUUUCCCCACUUUAACACUUUCAGGCUCUGCGACUGAAGUAACAAUAAUCGUAAAAACGUGCAACACAGCAAUGCACAGAUUGUGUACAGAUUGUGGGAUGGGGAUUAGCUCCUUUCUUUUUUAUAAAGGAUGGUCCAGUGUAUCAUAAGCUAAAGGGAGUAACAGCAGAACCUUUUCUUAGUAUUUCGAGCAUUCAGCCAGCUCUUAUUGUGGCUGCCACACAAAUGCUUCUGGUCACGUCACUCAGUGAGAAACCUUCUUCAGCAAAAUUGACUAUUUGACUGCAGCCUGUGUGCUUCUUAGGAAUUAAAUGUGUUCAAAAAAGUGAUGCAACGAGGGGGGGGCGGACUCAAAGUGAAGCUUCUGUCAGUUGUGCUAAUGCUGGGUUAAAACAAAUGACUGUUGAAUGUAACUCCAAACUGUUGAUGUGGUCAGUAGUUUAAUGUUGACUGGGUUUACAGUAAUAAUGUGUACAGAGUUACUGAUUAUUAGAGAUAAUCACAGGUUUUAAUCUGCACGCUGCAGUGUUGUUGUUCCUCAGCUGCUCUUCAACUGCACAGGAAACAGUAUACAGAUGUGAAACUUGGGAGCAGAUGUUUCUUCAGAGGUCACUGACUGAUCUGCAUUUUUGUUUUUAGGAACAUGAACCGAUAGAAAACAGUUCGGUUAGCAAAGAUAAUCUGCUUGAACAGAAUGCUACAGCUCCAAGUUUCUGAGCUGUGGUGUUUUUUUCUUAUUAAAGCAAAAAUGAUGAGAAACCCUUUGAUCUCUGCGGGGGGGGGGUUCAGAGGCCCGUUUUCAGCAUCCAUCACUUGAGUUUUCCAACACAUACGUCGUGUUGCCUAAUGCAAAGUGAACACAUUAAACGGCUAACUGAUCGUCAGAGAAUCCCUUUUCCAAUCAUAUUAUCACAGUUAAAAACAGUUCUGACUAAAGAAUUAAUGCAUUUUGUUAAUUGAUUCCCUGGAGCAGAAUUCCCACCACAAAACAGGUCCUGAACCGACAGCUUCAUUGAACGGUGCCCAUAUCGCACUGGUUUGUGGAAGUAGUUGGUUUCUCGAACCAGGGACACCAUACCCCUGUGCUCCUCUUUUCCAUUGCUCUGUGAUGGCAGUAAUACAUCCUGCAGUAUGAAAUGACAGUUUCUCUUCUUUAAAUAGCCUCCAUUUCUCACAGCAAAAACACUCGUUAUGUUUCAGAAGGAAAUUAAUGUCAUUAAAAUGGAAAGCUGAAGGUCCAGACGCUAAUUUUAAAAUGCUUUAAGAAUUUUCAGUUGUAUUAUGAUCAGACUUGGAGAUAAACUUGCACUGACAGUUGCUGAAAGUUGGCCUCUCUACGAUUAUGUAGAUACUCCAUAAAAGGGAUUUAAGAUGGAAGCUAUAAAAUAUUAAGUGAGUUAUUAAACAGCUUGAGAAAAAAAUCAAGAAUCAUUCGGUAAGUUUGUGUUUAAAAUGAGGCAAAAACGGGGUUAAUUGAUGGCAUAUUUGUCAUGUUUAGUGACCUGUGGAGAAAUAGAUUUGUUUCGAGCCCACAUGGAUGCAAAUGCUGUCUUCUCUGCUUUUGUAAAUGAACUAACAUGCUUUGUUUUGGUCAACACCAUACCAAAGUUAUCUGCAAUAUACUGCACUGCAUGAUGGGAUUCUUCCAGAUAACGUCUAUGCUGUUCAUUUGAAUAAUCUUCCAUUUGCCAAGAAAGCACUGCAACGUAUCUGAUGCUAUAACGGAUCUGCAUACUUGAAAUAUGAGUCCAAGUAUGAAAAAGAAAGUAUAUCCUGUUAUUGUGUACAAUUAUGUUUACUUCAUGUAUACUGGAUAUAUUUAAAGUACAUAAAUAUUAAAAUUCUUUAUUUAUCAUCA